Molecule: messenger RNA, 2858 nt
Organism: Anopheles coustani
Lineage: Eukaryota; Metazoa; Arthropoda; Insecta; Diptera; Culicidae
Exons: 5
Coding region: 1-2661 (886 amino acids)
Biological process (GO): proteolysis
Molecular function (GO): serine-type endopeptidase activity
Source: RefSeq, a predicted model, not a curated record
AUGAAUUAUGUGCGCCAUCAGUACUCCGUUGUAGUCGCCGUCUGCCUGCCAGUUGUUCUUGUGAUCUCGCUAUGGCUUCCAGCACUAGAGUCUUACAGUAUUCCACAGCAUCAGUCGACACCGGCCAUCGGUAGCAGCUUCCUGAUAAGGCCCGUAGUGGUGGCUCCCGGUGGCAAUGAUGGUGGCAAGAAUCUCAGUCAGCGAAAGUUGGCCCCUCAGCGGCAGCUGUUUAUUCCCGAGGAGCGUCCCGCGUCCGGUGAGACGAAGUCUAUCGAGUUCACCGAUUACGACGAAAUUGACCGCAGCUAUCGGAAGGUGAAGAAAAUCGUUAAACAUCGCCGACAUCCGGCGGUACCACGGAGGAUCAAACCCGGCCCGGGGCACCGGAAGCGUCGGUUCAAUCCGCAUCUGUACACACCGUUUACGAAAUGGGGCCCGUGCGAUUACCAUUGCCAUCAGAAGCGGGAGCGGUACUGCAUCGCCAAGCGCAAGUGUGGCAACCACGUCCAGACGGAGGAACGGAUAUGUCCCAAGAGCAUCUGCGUUCCCCUACACAUUCCACCGAUUCCGACCGUCCACAUCGAAGAGGUCAAGGAGGAGCACCAUUCGUCCGCGCUUCCGUGGAAUCAGUUCACCAUAGUCAACUUCGAUGGGCACGUUCAGAAGCAGGAGCAGCACGUACAGCACGGAAAGAAGAAGAAAAAGAUCAUUAUACAGGAAGACGACGACUGGGAUGAUUCGGACGGCGACACGGACUAUGUGAUACUGAAAAGCCCAUCGUCCAAGUAUCCGUCGUUCCACCGGAAGGAGGAACCGUUGGGCAAGAUGGUCAAGGGUAAACCGUUGCUGAUCAAUCUGGACGAUUUUGAUGACAAGCGCAUUCUGACGCCCAACUACGCACUCGCACCACACUUUGAUAAUGGCUACGAGACGGCUGCCCACAAGUUCGUCAAGUAUCCACGGCAACGGCAGCAACAGCAACACCAAGUACCACCGCGACGCUAUCCGUCGAAGUUGAGCGAUUACUUCGAGGACUACUACGAUCAUCUGUACCGAGAUGGAACAGGCUUUUCCAACCGAAAAGGAGAAGACUAUCCGGACACUGGGGAACAGGAAGAUUGGCGACCCAUUCCGGGACCAGUGAAUGGCAGUAGUCAGCAUCGGUCAGCGAUGUUGGACAAGAACUAUGGCAAUAUCUUUCGUCACACCACCGAAGCGAAUGUCCCGAAGCCGAUAAACGUUACCAGUGGCCAGUAUCAGAAGCUGCUGGAUUCGUUUUCCACUGCGUCCACUGGCCUCGAGGGACGACAUGCCAAGCGUGAGGUAGACGGGAGUUCGAGUGACUUUGAAAGCUUGUCCGAGGAGGAUGAGGAAAGGCCAAUCAACGGGCAGCUUAAGUCGGGUGGAACACCGGCAGUGACCCAGCGGAGAGCGCGCGAGAAAGCCGUCUUUGAGAUGCCUCGAAAGGUGGAGAAUCCGUACACCAAGUGGAGUAAGUGGACCAAAUGCACGGCCAAGUGUACCACGCGGAGAUUGAAACGGUGUCGAAUACCUGCGUUUUGCGGCAACGACGUUAUCCGGGAGAUCGCGUACUGCUACACCGAGGGUAGCUUUUGCGAAGAAUGGAUCGGCAAUCAGCUCUACCAGAAUAGCCGGAACAUAGUACUACCCCCGGCGAUGCCACCAACGACGACCAUGAAGACCACAACCACCACCACUACGACCACGACACCGAGGCCAAAUAAACCACGAAGAAAUCCCUCGAACGGAUGGAACAGGAGUGACACGGUGGCAAUGCCGAACUCCAUUUCCGCACAGAUAUUCUCGAACAGAAGGGGGACCGUUCAAUCGGAGUACAUGCCGCAGCAGAUUGCCUGCGGUAUACCGGCGGUGCGGGAUAAGCCCAAAAAGAACUAUCUCUACAAUAUGCUACGCAUUAUCGGCGGUAAAACUAGCCGCCGGGGACAGUGGCCAUGGCAAGUGGCUAUUUUAAAUCGCUUCAAGGAAGCUUUCUGUGGCGGAACGUUAGUUUCAUCCCGUUGGAUACUCACCGCUGCGCAUUGCGUGCGGAAGCGUCUGUUUGUGAGGUUAGGCGAGCAUAAUCUUCAGCAGGCGGAUGGUACCGAGAUCGAGUUCCGGGUGGAAUUGAGCAUCAAACACCCCCGGUACGAUAAGAAGACCGUCGACAAUGAUGUAGCGCUGCUAAAGUUGCCACGGGAGGUGGAACCAUCGAACUUCAUAGGAUACGCCUGUCUGCCGAUGCGAUAUCAAGCCCUUCCGACGGGGCACACAUGUACGAUCAUUGGUUGGGGCAAGAAGCGACACAACGAUGAGGCAGGCACGGACAUACUCCACGAGGCUGAAGUGCCGAUCGUACCGAACGAACGGUGUCGAGCCGUAUAUCACGAUUACACUAUAACGAAAAACAUGUUCUGCGCAGGACACAAGCGUGGCAGGAUAGACACGUGCGCCGGAGAUUCCGGUGGACCAUUGCUGUGUCGAGAUGCUUCUAAACUGAACAAUCCGUGGACCAUCUACGGCAUCACGAGCUUCGGCGAUGGUUGUGGGAAGCAGAAUAAGUUCGGUAUCUACACCAAGGUGCCGAACUAUGUCGACUGGGUUUGGUCCGUGAUUAACUGCGAUGGAAACUGUCGAACGUAAGGACGUAAGGGAAAAGGAUACAAAUGAAAAUUUACUACAACUUCUUGUGAAGUUUUUUCUCUUGGAAAAAUUAACUUAUUUGCACAACAGAAAAGAACGGGGGAUCAAUGAUGUCUGCGUGUCUCAGGCGUAGCUCCACGCGCUAGCAAACGCAAAACAAUUGGUCUUUGAUAAUUAUUUAUUUGCGAAUAAGCCAG